AUGCUGACCACCCUGUGGCUGCUGCUCAGCUAUGCUGUCCCGGUGCUGAGGUCACACUUUUCCAUCAGCUGUCCUAACCGGCAUUGCCAACUGGCCCUACUCUCAAACAAUGAUAUCUUCCUGCACUGCAAUGCCUCUGGGGCACAGUGGCAAUUCUUCCUGCCAGUCAAGACCACCUGGACCAACAACCCCUUCACUAACUCCAACAUGGAAACAAUGCCCGAUGGCAGCCUUCUCAUUAGAAAUCCAUUGCAUUUGCAGACAGGCUUCUACAACUGCCAGGACAAGGAUGGCAAGAAAGUGGUACAGUACGAAAUUGACUUCCAGGAUAUUGAAACCAUACAUAUCACACACAAAGACCUGGGCCAAGAGCCCCUGCAGAAUGAGACCCUGAGUCUGGGUGGCAAGGAGCUCAUCUUCACCCACUGGGAGCCCUGGCAGGACUGUAACCGCUGUGGGGAGCCAGGUGAGCGCAAACGCCUGGGGUACUGCUACAUCCAGGAGCCCCUGGAAACGCCCAUGCCCUGCUGGCUCUAUCUGGGAGAUGUGACUCUGUGGUCCAGCCGCAUGCGGCCUGAGAUGCAGGUGGAAGCCUGCCACGUCCAGUGCACGUCAUCAAAUGUGGAAUACGUCACUUUUGACAACUUCAAGCUCAGUGAGAAGUUGGGAUCUGCAUGGCUCACCUGCCCCUUAGGAUCCAUCUACAGGCCCAUCAUCUGGGAAGCCGACAACAUCCCCCUUACCUGGAAGGACCAGCUCUCGGGCCAGGCUGUCAGCGCCGUCCUGGACGCCUCCAACGGCGGCAGCCGGCUGCAGGCCUUCCAGCCAGCCACUUAUAAGUGCUUCGUGAAGCAGGAGCUCUCGGCUCAAUUCAACCCCAUGUCCGAUCUGGAUAUACUGGCGUCUCUGAGCACAGAAGACUUUGGACAACAGCCGGAGGUAGAGGAGGCCCAGAAAGGAAAGGCUGACUCCGUCCUCAAGAGGCUGAGGCUGAUGCUGCUAGUGGGCACAGUUCUGGGCCUGCUUGGGGUGCUGUUCAAACUCUUCCACCCUUCCCAGGGCAGGAAGAGAAACCAGGUGUUGCUGGUGAAAUAAAGCGAGCCCUCGGGGCCCAGGAGACCUGGCCCCCUG
Kogia breviceps (pygmy sperm whale) is the source of this 1131-nucleotide messenger RNA. RefSeq names its product protein FAM187B-like. The record is from RefSeq and is a predicted model, not a curated record. Lineage: Eukaryota; Metazoa; Chordata; Mammalia; Artiodactyla; Physeteridae.